This is a messenger RNA of Microthlaspi erraticum, 468 nucleotides long. The record is from the annotation of a GenBank genome assembly. NCBI's taxonomy places the organism in Eukaryota, Viridiplantae, Streptophyta, Magnoliopsida, Brassicales, Brassicaceae.
AUGGAAAUGGUGAGUAAAGGAGUCGAUACAAAAUUUGAGCAGAUCCGGAGUGACUUCAGAGCUAUUGAUUUUUCAGGGAACAAAUUUUAUGGAAAGAUCCCUAAUUCUAUUGGAUUGUUGAAGGAACUGCGUCUUCUCAACUUGUCAGGUAAUGCAUUCACAAGCAAUAUACCUCAAUCAUUGGUAAAUCUGACAAAUCUCGAGGCGUUAGACCUAUCCCGGAAUCAACUGUCUGGUCAGAUUCCUCGAGAUCUUGGCAACCUCUCCUUUUUGUCAGUCAUGAACUUCUCCCAUAACAAGCUCGAAGGUCUAAUACCACGAGGCACGCAGUUUCAAAGGCAGAAUUGUUCAGUGUUCAUGGACAACCUCAGACUCUACGGUCUCGAAGAUGUAUGUGGAGAAGCUCAUCAUGCCUCGAAUCCUACACCACAAGAAUCAGAGAUUAUUCGGAGGCAGAAGAAGAAGUGA